Molecule: messenger RNA, 1145 nt
Organism: Pollicipes pollicipes
Lineage: Eukaryota; Metazoa; Arthropoda; Thecostraca; Pollicipedomorpha; Pollicipedidae
Product: RNA-binding protein 1
Exons: 6
Coding region: 86-571 (161 amino acids)
Molecular function (GO): RNA binding
Source: RefSeq, a predicted model, not a curated record
CGGUCCUGACGGUUUUGGACGCCAUAUUUUGCAGGGGUGCGCAGUCGCUGCCGGAGGUCGAGCUACAGACGCCAGGUUAUCCGCCAUGGCCACUCGGAACUGGAAUCUGGAGUGUAAGGUGUAUGUUGGUAACCUGGGCAACAGUGCUGCCAAGAAUGAGCUGGAGGCCAGCUUCAGCAAGUAUGGAAACCUGAGGAAUGUCUGGAUUGCCCGCAACCCACCUGGCUUCGCGUUCGUGGAGUUUGAGGACCCACGGGAUGCCGAGGACGCCUGCAGAGCCCUGGAUGGAACGCGGAUGUGCGGCGAGCGCGUGCGCGUGGAGAUGUCGUCGGGCAAGAGCCGCAAUCGCGGCGGCGGCAGCGGCGGCGGCAUGGGCGGCCGCGGCGGCGGAGCGCCGUACCGCAGCAGGUCGCCCGGCCGCCGCUCGAUGUCGCCGCGCCGACGCUCGCGCAGCCGCAGCCCGCGCGCCUCGCCCGUCUACGGACGCUACAGGAGGUCCCGGAGCCGUUCGACCAGCCCGCGCGCCUCGCCCGUUUACAACAACUACCGCAGGUCUCGCAGUCGCAGCUAGGAGCCGUCCCCUUCCACCCAUUGUGCACUGCCGAAGAGUUCGCCACAACGCGGGAUGACAUCAGUUACCUUGGAUUCUUCGGUUGAGUGUGCAUGGACGGCUGGGCGCAGGUCACUGAAUGCGCGUCCCGGCUCCUGCGUGGGACGCGGUGCCGUGCACGAGCCACCGGCGCCGACAUGGUGUUUGCCAGGGCGCCGGAGAGAUCGAGGGUGGUGCAAGACAACCGAAUGCGUCACAGUUUUCGUACCGAGGAUCGCGAAUUCAGGAUUGUCGUGGUUUUGCGGAGAGGCAUUGCAUCCUAUGGCACGCAUAUCUAGAUGUCGAAUGCAGUUUCGUGCACAAAGACCGCGCUAGUAACACAGACAAUUGUAAAUGUUGGUCAGUGGCAUCCGGUCAUCGCAGUUUUUUCGUCUUGGGAUUGCAUUAAGUGUGUUCUGGCUGCUGCCCGUGGGAGAAACAAAGGCGGCGGGCAGGAAGUGCGGCGUUGCGGUUGUGUUCCUCGCUUUUGCGACAGACGGUCCAACGCUGUGCGUAAUGGUUGAGUGGUGUUAAUAAACGAUCACCCAUGCCGCAU